CAGCCAUCUUGCCCAGCCAUCUUGCUGCAGAGCCGGCCCGAGCAGACCCUCGCCUGCGAGCUCUGGCUUCCCCGAGAGCCAGCGCACGAUCCAUCUGCGUCCCAGAGCCCUCCUGCUCACCCGCUUCCUAUAAUGGCUGCCAAUGCCUCCGCCGGUCGCUCCGCCCUCUCCGACCCCCAGCUACCAGCCGAAUCCGAGGGCCCAUCAUCGAUAGAACUCCGGCCGACAGCCUCACCCUCGGUCUCGCCGGUAGUGUUCCCUCCCGGGCUGAUUCGCCCAGGGCAAGCUAUGGCCCAGCCCUUUCUGCAUGCCAACCCAAGCAAUCCUGACCCAGCCGACUGCCCCAGCCCCGUCGAUUACGCCGACGCUGUCGAUCCUGCCUUUGCGCCAGCAGCAGCAGCACCGGGCGGCCCGUCAGAUCAACAGCCCUCUUCCAAACGCAGGAUCCGCAACAUAUUUGCUUCGUUCUACACUCCAUCGUCUGGUGGAGUCUCUUCCGGUGCCAGGCUUGCAGAGGCCCCCGCGCCUCCCACCGACCCCGUUCCCUCGUCCGCCAAGACCGAGCGCUUUCCGGCCAACAUGUACAACUACCUCUUUCGCAACGCCAACUCAUCUUCCUCUCAAUCGUCUGACUCGGCCAUGGAUCCGUCCGAAUCGGAUGAGUAUUCCGAGGAUCCCGAUCCAAAGGGAUACCAGAGCGAUUUUGGCUCGUAUAUGCAGCCGCGCUUUUCGCCGACCUUUGCCCGACAGGCCCAGAGCGAAACCGAAUACGACGAUGACGACGAUGAAGACGACGAUGACGAAGACGAUGACGAAGACCACGACGAAGACGAAUACGAUGAAGAUGAUGAGCCAGCGUACGCAAGCGCCGACUCUGGUGCGACCUUUCCAUACGAUAUACACAACAACGUCUUUGCGGCCGAGUCAUCGGGUGCCAACUUGAAUGCCAUGUUAUCUCACAAGCGGCAGUGGCCAUCGUUUGCGUCAAUCUUUGGUCUCGACCCGUUCCACUACAAGAUCCCCCGAAACAGCGUCGAGAGCAUGGAUGUCUCGUCCAUGCCAGUCUCUCCUGUUGAGGAGGGCGGCCUAGGUCUGGCUCUUACUGCUGCUCCUACUGCCGCUGCCGCUGCCGGUACCCCAGAGCUCGCCGAGCUACCAGGACCUCCCCAGGUGGCAGGCCAAUCGGCGAUAGCAGAGACAUCGGGCCAGCCCGAAGUGCCCAUGUCGCCCGAGUCCACGGACUCGACUCCAAGGGCAUCGCGCCAUCCAACCGUCGCCCCGCUCGAUCUCCCACAGCCAGUCUUCGACGAGCCCAAAUCUGGGACGCGGCCGUCCAAGAUUCCGACGCAUCUCAAGGUCGACACCAUGACCUCGCCUGAGCCCAUCAAUCACCACUUUUUCGAUUUCUUGAAGGGCGACUUGAUUGUCCUCGGCGGCUUCUACGGCUCGUUCCUGAAGAACAAGCAUACCGAACAUCGCUCGUGGCUUACGAUGGAGGCUGUUCUGUCCUGGGGUGCUCCCGGUAUCAAGCUCCCCCUCAGCUUUGACGAGGUUGAAAACGAUGCUCAUGUUCCCAGCGGCAUCCUCGAUCGGUUUGGCCCGUUGAAUGUCUGUGUGGAGCUUCUCCGCGAGCUUCGCGGAUGGGAAUCACGAAGCAAGGGCACAUUCCGUCUGCACACCUUUGCAUACGAUUGGCGAAGAGAGGGCCAGUAUGCAUCCAAGCAACUCGAGAAAUUCAUGGAAAACAUAUACGAGAAAAAUGGACGCCAGCCCAUCAUGGUUGUUGCACAUUCCAUGGGCGGUUUGAUCACGCUAUCGACUGUGAAUCGUCGACCUGAGCUCUUCCGAGGCUGCGUAUUUGCUGGAACCCCUUUCCAUGGGGUCCAUCCCAUCCUCUGGGCGUUUCACCGCGGUGCACCGCUGAUGAUCAACAAGAAGAUUCUGAGCGCCGAGCUUCACUUUUCGCUACGGAGCUCCUUCUUGUUCCUGCCCAAGGACGGCCGAGGACUGGUCAACGACAAGGACGACGACAUCAUCAUCGACUACUUCAACCCAAACAAGUGGUGGGAGUACCGUCUCGCACACACGGUGCGCAAGGCCGAUUCAUUCACGGCCAUUAGCCCGUACCUGUCCGAUGCCCUCCGCAUGGCCAAGGAGUUCCACGAGUCCCUCCGGUUCCAGAAAGAGCUGGCGUCGCGAUACCCAAAUUUUGUGCUCAUGAUAUCGGAUCGCUUCCCGACGGCCACCCGCUUCAAGGCCAGCGUCAAGACCCGCAAGCGCACCCCCGGCCAGCAGGAAAUCUUCAUCAGCCGCCCCUGCAAGUUCGACGGCGGCGACGGUGUCGUUUCGCGCGAGAGUGCGAGCCGCAUGCCGCACGGAUACUCGUAUGCCAUUGUCGAGUGCGGCACGAGCCAUGUGGGCAUCAUGAACGAUCUGCCGGCCAUGCGCCGGUCGCUCAAAAAGGCGUAUGCGGGAGAGUCAGUCUGGUCCGAUCUUGAUUCGCCGCGCCAGCCCAGCUCCACAUUCUCAAACUUCCAGGCUUUCCUGAUGCACUCGUCGCACAAACGCACCAACAGCCGAGAGACCAAGGCGCCAACCGACGAGGAUCGCCCCGCGACGCCGAGCCGCCACCACCAUCACAUCUCCGUUGGCUCGACCGCCGUUGCCAAAAAGGCCUUCAAGGCCAAGGUUAGGAAGGCCCGGAGUUUGGAUUUGGGGUUCCGGAUUCGCAAGAGCAGUAAGAAUCUCGAGAUACCGCAGCUAAUCCCGCCGCCUUCAAAUCCCUCCGAAGUCCGCGACAAGCCCUUCUUCAAGCGCCGACAGAAGAAGCGCACUGCCGAUUCCGGCGUGCCCCGCCCCGAUGGCCACUUUGACACCGGCGCCAUUGCAGCCUUAUCAAGCCCCGAGUGCGCUCCCUCAGGCCCCUCCCUGGCUCCAUCUGCCCAUCUCGAGUUCGGACAUCCUCCGUAUCCUCCAAUCAGCGGAAGCGAUACCGACUAUCAGGACUAUACUGACAACGACGAUGCAGAUACUGACGAUCAGCAAGACAAGUAUGGUCCAGAGCGUGGCCCUCGCCGUUCAGGCGGGCGCUCCAGCGGCCCCCGACUUCUGGCUUCCGUGGGCGGCAAUGCCAGUACUGGAUCUGGACCUGGGCCAAAUGAACAGCCCCGCUCCACUCGAUCUUUCCUGCGAUUUGGCGGACCGCCGCAGCAGCCGAGCGGGGGCGACCCCGUACCCACUGUUGUCACUCCAGGAGGGCCUCAACAGGUUCAGCUCGAUGAUUCCCGAACCGACGAUGAGCUGGAACCCCUCUCAGCUCAUCCAAACGCUCCUCAAUCCAGCUGGAAUCGUCUCAAGAGCCUUGUGAACACCAAGGCCCGCUUCAAAUCAUCCAAGCGUCGCGAUGGCGCUCAGCGCCGAACCUCCGAGCCCCUCGACUCGGAAAAUCCGCAGAGCGAGCUGCCUGAACAGUGAUGAUCGCCAUCGGCAAUCUCAGCGGGACCUUUCCUCCUCGGGCCUGGAUCGCGGCUCGCAACUCUUUGGGGACGUACAAACCGGUACCGCCUUUCCCAAUUUCUCCCUCUGCCUUCCUUCACAUCACCCCCCGCCUCUGCCUU
This is a messenger RNA of Polychytrium aggregatum, 3617 nucleotides long. RefSeq lists its product as uncharacterized. Bases 133 to 3474 code for a protein of 1113 amino acids. Gene Ontology annotation, molecular function: triacylglycerol lipase activity. The record is from RefSeq and is a predicted model, not a curated record. Lineage: Eukaryota; Fungi; Chytridiomycota; Chytridiomycetes; Polychytriales. The transcript is spliced from 5 exons.